Molecule: messenger RNA, 795 nt
Organism: Opisthorchis viverrini
Lineage: Eukaryota; Metazoa; Platyhelminthes; Trematoda; Opisthorchiida; Opisthorchiidae
Exons: 4
Coding region: 1-795 (264 amino acids)
Molecular function (GO): DNA binding; electron transfer activity; heme binding
Source: RefSeq, a predicted model, not a curated record
AUGGCCUCUGUUCAGGAUGGGAACAAUCCUCCAUCUGAGAAGUGUUCACUCGAUGAGUUGGAAAGCAAAACAGCUUUACAUGUGGAAAUCAUCAUUGAAAUGUCUUCACUUUUCUCCAACGCCUACUGUGAUUUGCUGACCUUGCACACAGUGAAGACUGUGAUUAGCCGUGUGAGGCUUGUCUUGCGGCUUACUGCAUUGAUUGGCCCCGUAAAGGAUGCAAUUGCGGUAGGCCAUCCGACUUUGGCAUCGAUCGAUUGCCGGACAUCCAGUAAGGUCCUUUUUACUACGAAUUCGAAUUGCAUCACGUGUCACGCGUAUCUCACCACCCGUUUCUCCCAUCCAGUCAUGCCACGAGGACCGCAGCUAACCGAACAAGAACGAGGAAAGAUACUAGCUUACAGAGAAGCGGGAAUGAGUUGUCGGAUGAUAUCCAGUCUGAUUGGCAGGUCAAAGACAGUUGUUAACAAUUUUUUGAACAAUCCCAAGUCAUAUGGAAAGUUAAAACCCACAGGAAGGAAGAAAUCCAUAGCGGAAGAGAAAGUGGAACGUCUAAUCCUUUCCGAAUCCACCAAAGGACUCAGUGCUUCCCAUCUCAAAGUUGUGGCGAAUCUGGAAGUUUCUGUGCGAAGAGUACAGCAACUUAUUCGUAACUUUAGACAUCCGGCCACACAGGUGCCACGAUCCACUUCAAGUCGUCCGAAUUUGAAGACUACACAAGCAAUAAAUGAGGUAGAGAAUGAGAAGGUGGAGGUUUCGUACUCACCGUAUGUGGAAACUUACGAGGCCGUCUAG